Messenger RNA from Chionomys nivalis (European snow vole), 2253 nucleotides. RefSeq names its product anoctamin 9 (gene Ano9). The record is from RefSeq and is a predicted model, not a curated record. Gene Ontology annotation, cellular component: plasma membrane. Gene Ontology annotation, biological process: chloride transmembrane transport. NCBI's taxonomy places the organism in Eukaryota, Metazoa, Chordata, Mammalia, Rodentia, Cricetidae. The transcript has 24 exons. Gene Ontology annotation, molecular function: protein dimerization activity; chloride channel activity. The coding region runs from base 1 to 2253 and encodes 750 amino acids.
AUGGAUGGUGAUGAGAGCCUUCAGAUCUUUGUGGGGCCAGAAGGGGACUGCUUGCCACUGAUGGAAAGGGGAACUUGUAAGCUUGAGGACUCUCAUCAAUGGGACUGUGUCCUGGUGGCUGAUCUCCAGACCCAGAAAUUCGAGAAGCAGGUGCAGAGGCAACGGCAGUUCCUGGAAAAACUCGAAAGCAAGGGCUUCCACUUCAAGAUAAUAAAGGACCAGAAGAAGGUGUUCUUUGGAGUUCGUGCUGACAGUAGGAUCUUUGACCUGUACCGGACUCUUCUCAUGAAGCCCGAAGAUCCUGGCCCCAGAGCCAAACCGAGCAAUGUUAACUCCAUCCCAGUUACCACAAGGAUCCGAAUUGUGAGCUUCAUCGUCAACAACAAGGCGAAACCUGGUGAUACCUUUGAGGAUCUAGUGAAAGAUGGGGUGUUUGAGACCAUGUUUCCUCUGCACGAGGGGGAAAAAGAACUGAAAAGAAAAUGGGCCCGAUGGAGAAACAUGUUCCGGAAACAGCCGAUUGAUGACAUUAGGAACUACUUCGGCGAGAAGGUGGCCCUGUAUUUUGCUUGGCUUGGCUGGUACACCUACAUGCUGGUGCCUGCUGCUGUGGUGGGCCUCAUCAUCUUUCUGAGUGGCUUUGCCCUGUUUAAUUCCAGCCAGAUCAGCAAAGAGAUCUGUGCGGCAGACAACAUCUUUAUGUGCCCCCUUGGCGACAACAGUCACAAUUACCAGCCACUCUCAGGAAUGUGCGCUUUUGCGAAGCUCACUCAUCUCUUUGACAACGAUGGCACUGUGGUGUUUGCCAUCUUCAUGGCUCUAUGGGCCACAGUGUUUCUGGAGAUCUGGAAGCGGCAGCGCGCCCGUGUGGUCUUGCACUGGGACUUGUAUGGAUGGGAUAAGGAAGAGGAAGAGAUGGCCCUUCAGCUCAUCAACUGCCCAGACUACCAGCUGAAGACCCAUCACCACUCCUACCUGAGCAGCACCAUCAUUCUCAUCCUGUCCCUGUUCAUGAUCUGUUUCAUGAUUGGCAUGGCCCAUGUGCUGGUCGUCUACCGUGUGGUGGCCGCUGCUCUGUUCAGCAGCAUCAUGGAGCACCAGGUGACGACUGUCGUGGUGGUGACCGGAGCUGUGGUACACUAUGUAAUCAUAGUCAUCAUGACCAAGGUCAACAAAUAUGUAGCCCUGAAGCUUUGUAGCUUUGAGGAUCCCAGGACCUUUUCGGAGCGAGAGAGCAAGUUCACUGUCAAGUUUUUCAUCCUGCAGUUCUUCGCUCACUUCUCUUCUCUCAUCUACAUUGCCUUCAUUCUGGGCAGGAUCAAUGGUCACCCUGGGAAGUCCACGCGCCUGGCCGGCCUGUGGAAGCUAGAAGAGUGCCAUCUCAGUGGCUGCAUGACGGACCUGUUCAUCCAGAUGGCCAUCAUCAUGGGGCUGAAGCAAACCCUGAGCAACUGUAUUGAGUACCUGCGCCCGUGGUUUGCCCAUAAAUACCGCUUAAUGCGGGCUUAUAAACGCGGCAUUAAGUCCAAAGACCCAGACCUGGAGGAGUGGCAGCGUAACUACCGCAUGAAUCCAGUCAACACCUUCAGCCUGUUUGAUGAAUUCAUGGAGAUGAUGAUCCAGUACGGCUUCACCACCAUCUUUGUGGCUGCCUUCCCACUGGCACCGCUACUGGCACUCUUCAGCAACCUUGUGGAGAUCCGCCUGGAUGCCAUCAAGAUGGUCAGACUACAGCGGCGCCUGAUUCCUCGCAAGGCUAACGACAUAGGGACCUGGCUGCAGGUACUGGAGACCAUUGGAGUGCUGGCAGUCAUUGCGAAUGGGAUGGUCAUUGCCUUCACCUCCGAGUUCAUCCCCAGAAUAGUCUACAAGUACCACUAUGGCCCAUGUGCACAGAACAGGAACUUCACAGCUGACUGCCUCGAGGGCUAUGUCAACCACAGCUUGUCCGUCUUCUACACCAAGCACUUUCAGGACCAUGGCAAGAUGGGAAGCCAAGCAAAUGUGACUGUGUGCAGGUACCGGGACUACCGAAACGACCGUGACUACAAUUUGUCUGAGCAGUUCUGGUUCAUUCUGGCCAUCCGGCUGGCCUUCGUCAUCCUCUUUGAGCAUGUCGCCUUAUGUAUCAAGCUCAUUGCUGCAUGGUUUGUGCCCGAUGUGCCCCAAUCAGUGAAGAAUAAGGUUCUGGAGGAAAAGUACCAGAUACUUCGGGAGAAAAUGUGCUUCAGUUCUAGGAGCACAGACGUGUAG